GGUGGUUGCCAAGCGGGAUAAUCGCGGUUCGGCCCUGGGCCUCCACUGUCAAGCCGAGCACCUGGAGGCGGUCCAGUCACGCUGCCGCUUCUUCCACCGACACCUCUGCCGUAGCCGCCAGACGCAGCGCCGCCGCGUUGCGAUGAUGCAUCAUAACCAGCGUAUGGAUGGUGCCUGCGCAUCUUUAUCGUGCUCCUCAAGAGAUCGUCAAUCAAGAUAUUCGUCACGUGGGCUUUCCUUCAGAACGAUCGAGACUUCACCGAGAUCUGACACUUUGGUCAAUCAAUCGCGACGAGGCUGAUUGCCUAGGAAGCGUGUAUGCUCAAUGGUCAACCUCUGCACUCGUGUCCCGAAAUGCGCUGCAACACAGGCACACUCUCUGAAGCUGACCAAUUUAAACACCCAGAUCGGCGCGUCAGGGGGGAGGAGACGACUUCAGGUGUUGCUGCUGGUGACAACGGAUAUAUGCGCCAGCUUCUUUCUGUCGAUGUAGCAGGUCUCCUUUGUGUGCGAUGCGUGUCAACGCUAGCCAAUGCAAUUUCACCAAGCGAAGCCGAGCCGGGUUUUGUCAGAUUUCAACGUUGCUUCUUGCUUUCAGGGGUCGUGCGUAUGAUUGAGCAUGAACCGGCUGGCGCCACGUGAGUCUCACACAGCGCGCACUGCAAAUGAGAUCAAGUGACUCCUACUGGGCAAAGGCCGAACACGAUGAUCUUCGAUUUGGUGAUGGAACGUUUGCUGCGGAUUCAAAGCGACUUGAGGUGGAUGUG
Messenger RNA from Ceraceosorus bombacis, 767 nucleotides. NCBI's taxonomy places the organism in Eukaryota, Fungi, Basidiomycota, Exobasidiomycetes, Ceraceosorales, Ceraceosoraceae. The record is from the annotation of a GenBank genome assembly.